AAAACUGCAUGUUUCCCCCGGCAGCUAACUUCUCACUUACAUCUGAAGUGUAUUUGUUUAAACCCCCUCCCCCACCAUCCCCUCUCUCUUAUGCAACACAAUAAUCAGGGAGUUUGGAUUCUUUUCCAUACAGACGCUCGGCUUCACUUGUCCAGAGAGGACACAAAGUGCAUUUCUCUACAGUUUCAGGGAUUUAAGAAUUAAUCCAUGGGGAGCAUCUCAGGACUUUCUCUUCUGGCAGUGAGUCUGUUCCUCCUGAUGAGUCCUGGUAUCCAGGGAGGAAAAAUCCUGGUGUUCCCAGUGGAUGGCAGCCACUGGGUCAACAUGAACCUGCUGAUCGAGAGCCUCCACACCAGAGGCCAUGAGGUGACAGUGGUCCGCACAGCCACUAGCUGGUAUAUCAAAGACAAUGCGCCACAUUACCGCACCAUCACUGUCACCCUGCCAGAAGCCAUCAGCAUAGAGGAGCAAGACUUUUUCGUCACCUUCCUGGUCAAGAUGCUGGCAAUCCAGAAAGAGGGGGCAUCUCUAAUUGGCUUUAUGAGCUUCUACCGGGAAAUGCUCGGUGCGCUAUCAAAAAUUCACCAACAGGCCAGUCUGUUGGGUGUAGAAAUAUUCGAGAACAAGACUCUCAUGCAGAGUAUUCGUGAUACUCAUUUUGACAUGGUUCUUCUGGACCCAGGCUUGCCUGUAGGGGUUCUGGUGGCCCAUGAACUUAAGUUGCCAACCAUUUUUAAUGUGAGAUGGGUCACCAGUGGAGAGGGGCAUUUUGUGGUUGCUCCAUCUCCAACAUCCUAUGUCCCAACUUCAGGAAAUGCUGCAUCAGAUAAGAUGACCUUUGGGCAAAGAGUUAAAAAUACAUUCCACUAUAUCCUCAACAUGUGCAUUGACAAGUUUAUAGUAUGCCCUCACUAUGAUAAACUGGUGGCCAGGUAUUUUGGUCCAGAUGUGACCUUCUAUCACCUCCUACAAGGGGCAGACAUCUGGCUCAUGAGGGUGGACUUUGUCUUUGAAUUCCCCAGACCCACCAUGCCAAACAUUGUCUACAUUGGUGGUUUUCAGUGUAAGCCUUCUAAGCCUUUAUCAUCAGAGCUGGAGGAGUUUGUUCAAAGUUCAGGAGAGCAUGGGUUCAUCCUGAUGUCUCUGGGUACACUGGUUAAAGGUCUACCUAUAGAAAUCACCUCUGAAAUCGCUGCUGCCUUUGCCCAAAUUCCUCAAAAGGUCAUAUGGAGGCAUGCUGGUGAACGCCCCAACAAUCUGGGUAACAAUACCCUUCUGGUCAAAUGGAUGCCUCAGAAUGACCUCUUGGGUCACUCCAAGAUCAAGGCCUUUGUGGCCCAUGGUGGUACGAAUGGGGUCUAUGAGUCCAUCUACCACGGGGUGCCGAUAAUAGGCAUUCCUCUUCUGUUUGACCAGUUCGAAAACGUUUUGAGAUUGGAAACACGAGGAGCUGCUAAAGUGGUGGAUGCAACCAAACUCACCAGCCAGAACUUUCUGGAAGCAAUACAAGAGGUUCUUCACAAUCCCUCCUACAAAAGUAACAUGAAGCGUCUCUCUGACCUCCAUCGAGACAAGCCAGCGCAUCCUUUGGAAACUGCACUUUUCUGGAUUGAGUUUGUCAUGAGGCACAAAGGUGCUUCACAUUUACGUACUGAGUCUUACAAGAUGCCCUGGUAUGCCUAUCAUUCUGUGGAUGUUAUAUGCUUUUUGUUAGCAGUCCUCUUGUUGCUGACAGCCACUAUAGUGGGAUCAAUACGAUUUCUAUGCUCUCGACUGUGUGGGAGGAGAAAACCCAAGCAGGAGUAGUCAUUGACUCCUCAUAAUUAAACUAUUUUAUAGGAUAAAGCUUGUGAUAAUCUGUAUGUUCAUACUUGUCAACAAAUUUCCUGGAAAGAAAAAGCAGCAAUUAA
Molecule: messenger RNA, 1910 nt
Organism: Lates calcarifer (barramundi perch)
Lineage: Eukaryota; Metazoa; Chordata; Actinopteri; Centropomidae
Product: UDP-glucuronosyltransferase 1-2
Exons: 2
Coding region: 208-1806 (532 amino acids)
Molecular function (GO): UDP-glycosyltransferase activity
Source: RefSeq, a predicted model, not a curated record